AUGUCUGGCUCAGCCACCCCAACCGCGACCAUCAACACUCCUGCCACCAGCAAGACCACCACUCCCACCUCCGACAUUAUUACCAAGGGAAGCAAUGGCGCUGCCACCAAUAGCACCAACGGCACCAACGGCACCAACGGCACCGCCAAAUCCAGUGGUACUGACACCUCCACCACCGCAACCACUGCCGUCGUCCCGCCGAAGAUCAACGACCUAACAGCCGCCGAGCUCGAGACCGCCCUCCACGUCACCUUCGACAAAGCCAAGAAGCUCGCCUGGGACUCCGAGGAUGCCACUCCGGAAGCUCUCGUCGCCAUCCUUGCCACCUAUGCUAUUCAGGAAGUGCAUGCUUGUGGCUUUCGUCCUCCCUCCGCGAUCCGCGCAAUGGCCUAUAAGAUCACUAAGACGGCUGAGACGGGGGAGAAGGUCGCGACGAUCGGCUGCUUGAAGAAGGCGAGGGGUGAGUUGAUUGCUGAGGCUACUCAUGCGAGGAACCUUCAGGUGGCUCAGGGUGCUGCUGGUCAGGUCAACGGUGGUCGAGGCGGCGCGGCUCAUGGCAAUGGUGCUCAGUCUGGUACUGCCCAAGGUAACGGCACUCACGUUGCUGCUGCUCAGGGUGGUGCUCAGGCUGCGGCUUCUGGUGCCAAUGGAACUGCUUGA
This is a messenger RNA of Cyphellophora attinorum, 660 nucleotides long. RefSeq lists its product as uncharacterized. The transcript is spliced from 2 exons. Bases 1 to 660 code for a protein of 219 amino acids. The record is from RefSeq and is a predicted model, not a curated record. NCBI's taxonomy places the organism in Eukaryota, Fungi, Ascomycota, Eurotiomycetes, Chaetothyriales, Cyphellophoraceae.